This is a messenger RNA of Crotalus tigris (Tiger rattlesnake), 3723 nucleotides long. It is a transcript of the gene UNC5B, whose product is annotated as unc-5 netrin receptor B. The transcript is spliced from 17 exons. Lineage: Eukaryota; Metazoa; Chordata; Lepidosauria; Squamata; Viperidae. Gene Ontology annotation, molecular function: protein binding; netrin receptor activity. Gene Ontology annotation, cellular component: membrane. Bases 815 to 3658 code for a protein of 947 amino acids. Gene Ontology annotation, biological process: netrin-activated signaling pathway; anterior/posterior axon guidance. The record is from RefSeq and is a predicted model, not a curated record.
CAAAAUACUUAUUGGAUUUGCCGUCUAUUGGGCCCAAUUUCUUAUAAGCUACGACGCACUAGGGCGGCGUCCAAGCGUGGGGAAGCGAUUCGCAGGAAAGGCGGCAACGGGUGGUCGGGCUGCUUGAUUAUCGUCAAGCCAGCGUGGCGAGAGACUCCAGCUCCGAGAGUUGGGAAGCGGGCUGCGCCGCCACGUUUUCCGCCCAGCCCUGCCUGGCCUGUAAGUGUGUGGGACGUCGCGAACUCCCUCGCGUCCCCCCCCCCUUCUCUCCGUCGGCUCCUUUGCUCCGCCAGUCUCUGGCCUCCCCAACGGAGCCCCGUUCCAGUUCCUCUCGCUCCUGGGCUCCUCUGCGUGCGGGACACCUUGGCAGUGUGGAAGGAGGCUGGCUGGCGAUCGGAGGCAAGAAGUGGCUCGCUGACAAGAGCCGCGGCGGUCCGGCGAACCAGGAGGAGCCUGCAGGGAUGCAAGCAGCCCAGCAGCCGCGCCUACCUCUCUGAUCCGCCGGCUUUGCUGUGGUCCCAAGUUGGCUGAGUGAGGAGCACCGCAGCCUGGCGCCAAGGGGGAGAUCCGGCGGCGGAGGGACCCCCUGUCCUAACUCGCCCCCCGCUGCCUUUCUGCCUUAAAAGUUGCAGGGUUGCUGGAGGAGGAGGAGGAGGAGGAGGAGGGAGACGAAGAGGCGCAGGGGGGCUUCGCGUGGGGAGGCUGGAGCCUCCUUCGGAGAGGAGGGCGUCUCUGGAGACCAGCGAGAGGAAGAGCGAGGGAGGCGCCGUCGUCGCCGCCGCCGGCACCAUCACCACCGCCUUAGCCGGGCGCGAUGCCUUCUGCCUGGAGCCGAGGAGCGUCUGGCCCCGGGGUGAUCGCCCUGCUUUUGGUGGCCGUUGGCAACCUGGGACUUUGCCACGCAGGGAUUGAGUAUGGAGAUGUACUGCCAGAUUCCUUCCCAUCAGCACCUGCAGAGUCCCUUCCCAAUUUCCUCUUAGAACCACAAGAUGCCUACAUAGUGAAGAACAAGCCCGUGGAGCUGACCUGCAGAGCCAACCCAGCCACUCAGAUCUACUUCAAGUGCAAUGGAGAAUGGGUGAAUCAGAAUGAUCAUCUCACAACAGAGAGUCUGGAUGAAGUCACUGGGCUCCUUGUAAGAGAAGUCCAGAUCGAAGUCUCUCGCCAGCAAGUGGAGGAGCUGUUUGGGCUAGAAGAUUACUGGUGUCAAUGUGUGGCAUGGAGUUCUGCUGGAACUACAAAAAGCCGCCGAGCUUAUGUCCGGAUAGCAUAUCUGAGGAAGAACUUUGACCAGGAGCCACUGGGGAAAGAGGUGCCUCUUGAUCAUGAGGUCCUUUUGCAAUGCCGACCUCCUGAAGGAGUGCCAAUUGCUGAGGUGGAGUGGCUGAAGAACGAGGAUGUGAUUGAUGCUUCCCAGGAUACAAACUUCCUGAUAACCAUAGAUAACAAUCUUAUCAUCAAGCAGGCUAGGCUUUCUGACACAGGCAACUACACCUGUGUGGCAAAAAACAUUGUUGCUAAACGGCGGAGCACCACAGCUACAAUCAUUGUUUAUGUGAAUGGUGGCUGGUCUACCUGGUCAGAAUGGUCUUCAUGCAGCAACCGUUGUGGCCGUGGAUGGCAGAAACGUACACGCACCUGCACCAAUCCAGCACCACUCAAUGGUGGCUCUAUUUGUGAUGGACAAUCUUUCCAGAAGAUUGCCUGCAGUACCAUGUGCCCAGUCGAUGGAGCUUGGACUGAAUGGAGCAAGUGGUCAGCCUGUAGCACCGAGUGCACGCACUGGAGGAGCCGAGAAUGUAUGGCCCCAUCUCCCCGAAAUGGAGGCAAAGAUUGUAGCGGCGUCCUGCUUGAUUCCAAAAACUGCACCGAUGGGCUCUGUAUGCAAAAUAAAAGAUUUGUAAGCGAACCCAAAAGUCACCUACUGGAGGCAUCUGGUGAUGUGGCUUUGUAUGCUGGCAUAGUGGUGGCCAUUUUUGUCUUCAUUGUUAUCUUGAUGGCUGUUGGGCUGGUUGUGUAUAGGCGAAACUGUCGGGAUUUCGACACGGACAUAACUGACUCCUCUGCUGCAUUAACGGGAGGCUUCCACCCAGUUAAUUUCAAAACUUCCAGAAAUGAUACCCCCCAGUUGCUCCAUCCUUCAGUGCAACCUGAUCUAACUGCCAAUGCUGGUGUGUAUCGUGGUCCUAUGUAUGCCUUGCAAGAUUCUUCAGACAAGAUCCCGAUGACCAACUCUCCGUUGCUUGAUCCGCUCCCUAAUCUCAAGAUCAAAGUGUAUAAUUCCUCCACGGUACCCUCGUCCUCUGGGAUGCACGAAGGGGCAGACCUGUUAGGAGCCAUGCCCCCGGGCUCCUUCCCAGGAGACAGCUACAGGGAUAAUCAUUUCAUGAAUCUAAGAAACAAAAGUAUGGGCUCCCAGCAGCUUCUGACUCUGCCUCGAGAUCCUGGGAAUAGUGCCACAGGGACAUUUGGCUGCCUGGGAGGAAGGCUCAUCAUCCCUGGUGCAGGUGUUAGUCUGUUAGUGCCACAUGGAGCAAUUCCUCAGGGGAAGUUCUAUGAAAUGUAUCUGAUGAUCAACAAAGCAGAAAAUAUUCUCUUUCCCUCUGAAGGCACACAGACAGUACUGAGUCCCAGAGUGACCUGUGGUCCUACAGGGCUGCUCUUAUGCCGCCCAGUCAUCUUGACUGUUCCACAUUGUGCAGAGGUCACUUCCCCAGACUGGAUGUUGCAGUUGAAAACCCAAUCCCACCAAGGACACUGGGAGGAAGUUGUGACACUAGAUGAAGAGACUUUAAACACACCUUGUUACUGCCAGCUGGAACCCAAGUGCUGCCACAUCCUGCUAGAACAGCUUGGAACAUAUGUCCUUGUGGGAGAAUCCUACUCUAGGUCAGCCAUCAAGAGACUGCAGCUGGCUAUUUUUGCCCCCAUCCUCUGUACCUCAUUGGAAUACAAUCUCAAAGUAUAUUGCUUGGAGGACACACCUGAUGCUUUAAAGGAAGUGCUUGAAAUAGAAAGGACUCUUGGUGGCUAUCUGUUAGAAGAGCCUAAGCCUCUACUGUUUAAGGACAGUUAUCACAAUUUGCGCCUCUCAGUUCAUGACAUCCCUCAUUCACUUUGGAGGAGCAAACUCCUGGCCAAGUAUCAGGAAAUCCCAUUCUAUCACAUUUGGAGUGGUAGUCAGCGAGCUCUGCACUGCACCUUCAGUCUUGAGCGAUACAGCCCAGCUACUACAGAACUUACUUGCAAAAUCUGUGUUCGGCAAGUUGAAGGAGAAGGGCAGAUAUUUCAGUUACAUAUUACACUUGGAGAGAACUCCAGCUCCUCUGAUGCCUUGCAGUCCUACCCUGGCAGUGCCGUGACAACCCAGCUUGGACCACAUGCCUUCAAGAUUCCUCUAUCCAUUCGGCAGAAAAUCUGCAACAGUCUUGAUGCUCCCAACUCUAGAGGGAAUGAUUGGCGACUCCUUGCCCAAAAGCUCUCCAUGGAUCGGUACCUAAAUUUCUUUGCCACCAAAGCCAGCCCAACAGGAGUGAUCCUGGACUUAUGGGAAGCUCAACAUCAAGACGAUGGAGAUCUUAACACUCUGGCCAGUGCCUUGGAAGAGAUGGGCAAGAGUGAGAUGCUGGUUGUCAUGGCAACAGAAGGAGAGUGUUGAUGCAGCUGUUGAAGACUUCCAGCCACGUGGAGGAUUGAGUAAGAGAGGGACAGGAAAAAAAAAAA